CGUCACGCGUUAGGUCAUUUCAUACAUGCACACAAGUAAAGCAUCGAAAUGCUGUUGAAUUAAUUUGUUUUUUGUUUAGUUUACUUUCAAACCUCGCCGAUCGUACUUAAUUAGCACCUUAUAUUUGCGACGUGUCGAAUUGCCUAACUUAUUUUGUUACUCUUUUGCUUGCCUGUUUUUCCGUGCACCAUGGCAGACGUACUUAAAUCCGCAGGAGAAAUCGCUAGCCAAAAAUCAUGUCUGUGUGGACCACGGCCAACAAUUCGGGCCUAGAGACGCCAACAAAGUCGCCGAUCACGUCGUCGGUUCCGCGGGCAGCGAGAAGUUCUGCAGUGAUCACCACUGGAAAUCACCAGCAGCACCACUUCCAGCACGUUGUGGCCGCCGCCGUUGCAGCCGCCACUUCAGUGGCCACCGGUCAUCAGUUCCAGCAACAGUUCCCGCUGCACGCACAUCCGCAUCCACAGCACCACAGCAACAGUCCCACGGGUAGCGGCAGCAACAGCAACAACAGCGCAGGUUUCCAGCGCACCAGCAUCAGCAACUCGCUGCUGCAGUUCCCGCCGCCCCCGCCCCCUUCCUCACAGAACCAGGCGAAGGCAGGCCGCACCGUUCAAAUUGAUUGUCGAAUUUGAAUAUACGUCGUCGUCGCCGCCGCUCACCGCCGGUGCUUACCGCUCUGGGCAGAGCCGCCGUAUCAGUUAGUUGUUAACUUGCCAUCGCCGAAGGAACAAGAGGCGCUAAAAGCGAAACGCGGACGCUGAAAUGAAAUCGAAUCGAAUGUGCACCGCGCACCUGAAUUAAAUUCGUGGCGAAAAGGCAAGAAUUACUAUUCGAUUCGUCGUUUUUCUUGCGUGGCUCUUAUUUUUUUUUUUGUCUUGCGGAAGUGUCGCCAGCAUCCGCGACUGUUUUCCGUUUCAGUUCCUAGCUUUUCGUGCUUUCCUCUCAGCUAGCAGUCGUUAGGGUACAACUCUUGGCUUCGGUCAUAUGAAAAAAAAAUUUAUAUAAAAAACAAAAAACAUGUGAAAAAGUCGGCAACAAGUGCCUGCGAAAAACUGUUUUAUUGACACACGUAUUUUACAUUUUAUAAGAACCAUAAAUGUGUGUUUAUAAAUAAAAAGUAAAUAUUUCAACGCACCCAAAAAGACAGAGAGAUAGCGGUGAAGAGAGUGAGAGAAGAGGGUCACAAAUUUUCAGCGUGCGUGUAUGUGUGUGUGUGUGGAUAAUUGUUGAUCAAUUGUCAUGUGCAAAAAAAUAAAAACAAUAACACCCAGCGAAAAUCAUUCAGCAUCAUCAAUGGGAGGAAGUAUUGCAAAAUCAACCAAGUGAAACGGAACCUAAUGAAAAUCGCUGAAAGCAACGAGAUUACAGUGACAAGUGGCAAACGAACUCUCUCGAACAAAGAUUGCGCUCCGCCAACCAAGUACAGUGAAUCGUCGUUACUGGCAUUCGGAAAUCCGCAAGAUAUCAAUGCAAAUACAUAUGUCGAUGUGAUUCACUGACAGAAGUUAGCAUAAAAGAAAACAUAUGUAUAUCUAAAACCAGAAAAAAACAACGAUAAGACUAAAUCACGAGUUCGGCAAUAAGUUGAUACUUCCGAGAACCAAGAACAAUGGAAUGAAAAGUCGCCAAGAUCAAGAGUAAUAACUUUAAUAUUCCAAAGACCCAAAAACUGUAAAAGGUCGUCAAUAAAAUAAAUAUUCCUUAGCCGCCAGACGAGAGAGAAAUAUCCAUGGAAAAGCCAUUAAAAUCCAUAACGCCCAGGUUCAAAUGGUUAAGAAAUGAAUAAUAUAACUACUGCGAAUCAAGUGCUGUGCAACAACACAACGGCAAAUUGAAACGUUCUAAGAAAGUGCUCCAUAAUUGAGGCAGGGCGUUGUCGAUAACCAACAUGGGACCUUAAUGACCUGAUGGAAUAUUUUUUUAUUUAUUAACAAAUGCCAGACAUUGGAAGGCAGCCGAUCGGUACAAUUUGUGGAGCAUAAGUUUCGAUAUUUUCACUUUAGAUCUUGCUAAAGAGCUUGAGAACUGAAAUAUUAGUAAGCUAGGAUCUUUAACACUAGAAAGGAGAACCUAUUAGACUGUAUACAGAAUCAAAAUUCAAGUUGAAGCGGACUUGUUGCUUUUCUUAGAACUGAGAACUAACAGCAAAAGAUACAUUCUUAGCCUAGUUUAGAUACUAACUGGCUAAUAUUUAUUGUCGCAAAGAGAGGGCAUAGAAUAUUUAUCAGACUAAUUAUAUCUGAUCCAUCCGAGAGCGAGAGUAGUCCAUGCCACCCUUUGAAGAGGGUGAAUCCAAGCCAGAGGAGCAGAUACCUCUAAAGCCGCCCCGACGCCACAAGAAGAUGAAGUCAGCGGACCAAGAGGCCGCCCAAACGCCGGCGGAGGAUCACGAGGAGGAGCAAUUGCUGCCGGGCAGCGGGACGAGCAAUCUGCGUUAUGCCCGGGCCAAUUUGAGCCAGAGCAGCCUGAUGCUGAGCCACCAGCAGGGCUCCUUCGAAUCGUCAACCGAACGAACGGCGAGCAGUGAGACCCUGGAUGUAAUGCCGAUAUCGAGGCGCUACCAGGUGCAUCCACAGCCGAACCGCUUGGGGAUUCGGCAGCCAGCCUCGGCCUUGGCGAGCGCUCUGCAUGCCACUGCCAGAUUGGCGGCCAGUGUGGAUGCCUAUACGGCGGCGGCUACAGCCACAGCGGCAACCGGUGACUACGGCGAUUAUAUGCGCCCGCAACCGAACCUCGGUCACGCCCACCAACUGCCCCUCACCCAGACAACCCAGACAGCCCAGCCCCUGCACCACCAGCUGCCCGCUCACCAGCUGGGCAAUCUGAGAGCGAGCAAUUUUGUGGGGUCGUCGCGGUAUCUCUAUCACAGCCAGUUUAAUUCGAAUUCGCCGCAAACGAGACGCUUCACUGCGCAGCGAGACGGGUCGCCAGCAUAUGCGGCUUCAGUGGCGGCAGCUUCAGCGGCGGCCGCAGCUUCAGCAGUAGCACCGAUAGCGCCACUAGCACCACUAGCCUCCAUAGCAUCGCCCCCAUUUGCGGCCCAGCCGCCGCCCUUUCAGUUGCGCACCUACCAACAGAAUCAAUCCUACCGCUUUCAGCCGCGCGGACACCAUCGCACCGCCAGCAGCAGCAUGUCGCAGUCCGGCGAGGAUCUCCACUCGCCCACCUACCUGUCCUGGCGGAAGCUCCAGCUUAGUCGGGCCAAGCUAAAGGCAUCCAGCAAGACGUCCGCCCUGCUCUCCGGAUUCGCCAUGGUGGCGAUGGUGGAGGUGCAACUGGAUCACGAUACGAAUGUACCACCGGGCAUGCUGAUAGCCUUCGCCAUCUGCACCACCCUCCUGGUGGCGGUGCACAUGCUGGCCCUGAUGAUCAGCACCUGUAUCCUGCCAAAUAUUGAGACGGUGUGUAAUUUGCAUAGUAUUUCCCUGGUCCACGAAUCGCCACACGAGCGUCUCCAUUGGUACAUUGAAACGGCGUGGGCAUUCUCCACGCUGCUGGGACUCAUACUCUUUCUACUGGAGAUAGCCAUCCUGUGCUGGGUGAAAUUCUAUGACCUAAGUCCGCCGGCGGCUUGGUCAGCGUGUGUGGUCCUCAUACCGGUGAUGAUCAUCUUUAUGGCCUUCGCCAUUCACUUCUAUCGCUCCCUGGUGUCGCACAAAUAUGAGGUGACAGUCUCGGGCAUCCGUGAGCUGGAGAUGCUCAAGGAGCAGAUGGAGCAGGAUCAUUUGGAGCAUCACAAUAACAUACGAAAUAAUGGCAUGAACUAUGGCGCAUCCGGGGACAUUGUCUAGCAUCACUUGGCGUAUCCGCACAAGUGGAUCGAACGAAAAAGACAGCGGCUCAGGGUAAGCUUCAGAUUAUUUUUAGUGAAACACACAUAUUGUAAAUUUGUAGUUGAUUAAAAUUGUGAUACGCGGAAUUCAGUAGAUUUCUACUAUAUAUAUAUAUAUAUGUGCGAGUGCUGCUGUAGUCCUUUAUUUUACUUAUGGCAAUUGCGGAUUAGCACGGAUAUUGACAAUGAUAAAAGACCCCAAUUAAAGCAAUACUUCGGAUGAAUAUUCCUCAAAAAAUUAGCUGAUAUUUGUUACAUAUUUAUAUUGCGUGUAUUUUAAAUUGUAUGCCAUGCCGGAUUUUCUUUUUUUGCAACCAUCCUUAGGCAGUCUUCCCUUUUUACGUUUAAGACACAACUUGAUUGUCAAAUUUAAUAUUAAGCCAAUUGUGUAAGCGAAACCGCGCUGUAAUUUAUACCAUAUAAUUUAUGAUUAAAAGAAUUUUCUAUAUAUAUGGUGUUGGAGUUUUAUUUUUAAUCGUGAUAUAUAGCUGAACAAUAGAUGCGGAUUAAAAGAAUGCAAAAUUUUAGAGACAAUUUGAUAUAUUUUAUAUGCAACAUAAAACAAUUGUAAAAUAAAGUAUUUGAAAAUGUACUGCAAUAUUUAUAUACGAAUUAUAUUCAUAGGUAUUCCAAUAGUUUUGGAAAAUAUAACAGUCUAUUUUCGAUCUUUACCGAUGUAAGCUAAAUAGCGCUGUAAUUUAUAUACGACUGAUUAAACGAUUUUUACUACAUACACUUAACCGGAAC
Messenger RNA from Drosophila melanogaster (fruit fly), 4582 nucleotides. RefSeq names its product orai (gene Orai). NCBI's taxonomy places the organism in Eukaryota, Metazoa, Arthropoda, Insecta, Diptera, Drosophilidae. Gene Ontology annotation, cellular component: plasma membrane; membrane. The coding region runs from base 2271 to 3794 and encodes 507 amino acids. The record is from RefSeq and is marked reviewed. The transcript has 3 exons.